Molecule: messenger RNA, 1478 nt
Organism: Austrofundulus limnaeus
Lineage: Eukaryota; Metazoa; Chordata; Actinopteri; Cyprinodontiformes; Rivulidae
Product: tripartite motif-containing protein 35
Exons: 2
Coding region: 1-1119 (372 amino acids)
Molecular function (GO): zinc ion binding
Source: RefSeq, a predicted model, not a curated record
AUGUCUUCUUGGCCAGAGAARAACAUCUCCUGUCCCGUCUGCCAUGACAUCUACCAAAACCCGGUCCUGCUGCCGUGCAGCCACAGUUUAUGUGCAGCCUGUUGGCAGCAAUGGAGGAACCAGAAACCAAACCCGGACUGUCCGGUCUGCAGGAGGACAUGCCUGUCACAAGACCCACCUCAGAACUUGGCUCUAAGAAACGUGUGUGAAGCUUUUUCUAAAGAGAGAAGUGAGAGGAGUUCUGCAGCUCCUUCAGAGCUCUGCAGCCUUCACGGUGAGAAACUCAAACUGUUCUGUUUAAACGACCAGCAGCCUGUUUGUUUCAUCUGUCGCUACUCAGGAUGGCACAGGGACCACAGCUUCAGACCCCUCGAAGAAGCUGCAGCAGACUACAGAUUCAUGCUUCAGGACCACCUGAGACCCAUUCAGGAGAAGAAGGAGCUCUUAUCUGUUGCUGGAGAAAAUUAUAACCAAGCUUUACUGAACAUUGAACUGCAGUUUAUCGACACAGAGAGGCAGAUUAAAGAUGUCUUCUCAACACUUCAGACAUUCUUACAAAGAGAGGAGGAGGCUCGACUUUCUGCUCUGAGAGCAGAGAAGCAGCAGAAGAACCAGAGUCUGAGGACGAAGCGUGAAGCUGUGAACAGAGAAAUCACAGCUCUGACCGACACCAUCAGCUCCACGGAGGAGGAGCUGAAAGCCAAAGACAUCGCCUUCCUGCAAAAUUACCCAAGUUCAGCAACAAGAGUCCAACUUUUCAACCCAGCAUUAACAGACCACACCCCCGAGGCACUGAUUGAUGUGGAGAAACACCUGAACAAGCUGCCCUUCACCGUUUGGGAGAAGAUAAAAAGCACCAUCUCCUCCACGUAUCAGAGCCCAAACARUAACCUGACAGCUCCACAGGUUCACGUGAACACUGUUUCAUACAGAGCUCCACAGCUUCAUGAAGGCUCUUUAUCAUUCAGUGCUCCACAAACAUUUCACACUUUGAGAAGCAGAAGCAGGUACAGUGUUGCUCUGCCGAGCGUCAGCGAGCCGAUUCGACGCUACAAAAGUCAGGUGGAUCUAACUCUGACCAGCAGAGCGAGGGGAGCCUGGACCAACYUGAACUACUGAUCAAAACAAGACGUGGAUCUGAAUUAAAAGACUGAAAAUAACCUCAAUGUGUGGAAUUUAAUAAACUUUUUAAUUGAUCAAAGUUUAUCUGAGGAAUGUUUGAUAUUGUUCUCUUUAGGAUCAUAAAGUUAAAAUCUCCAUUAAACAGAAUUCAAUUAAAAAUCUUUUAGUAAAUUUUACUGUGAAUGACCUGCUGCUCAGGAAUCAAACAGUUCGAUGUUUGAAGUGUUAACAUGGUGACAGGUGAUAAACAUGUUGUUGUUGUUUGGCUGUAAAAUAAUCUUUCUGAUUGUGGUAAAAUGUAUUUUUCAUGUUCAGGAUUAAAACUGUUUAGAUGGAAAUAAACUGUUUGACUUCUU